Paramecium sonneborni is the source of this 250-nucleotide messenger RNA. Lineage: Eukaryota; Ciliophora; Oligohymenophorea; Peniculida; Parameciidae. The record is from the annotation of a GenBank genome assembly.
UAUGCAAGAUUCUUUAAACUCAAGUUUCGAUUCUCUAGAAUUGGAAAUAUAUCAUAAACCAAAUCCUCAAAUAAAAUCUAUACUAGAUUAUUUACGUAGUUAAAGAGUUCACUUCUGUACCGAUCCAAAAAAAAAAUAAAAUAACUAUUAUUCAAGUUCAACUGGAUCUCUUGAUUCUUUCUCAUUAAAGAAAAAUAAAUUUUACCAGAAAUCCAAAUCCAACACCUCGAUUGAAAAUCAUGAAAAUUGA